AUGCCAAACGAAAAUCCGCUUAGAAUUGUUGUAGUCGGCGGCGCAGCUGCUGGCAUGGCCGCCGCAGUCCGUUGCCGUCGACUUGAUGAACGUGCUAUGAUCACAGUCAUUGAGAAAGGACCCUACGCGAGCCAUGCCAACUCCGGAGUUCCGAAUGUGCUGGAUAGUGUGAUCGAGGGAGAUACAGCUUUGAUUCCGCAGACUCCUGCUGGGUUAAAGGCUCGGUUUAACUUGGAGUUACGCAUCAAUACCGAAUUGAUUAGCAUUUCCAAGAAAGAGAGGACGAUUUUGCUGAAGUCAGUAGAUUCAGAAGAGAACGUGUAUCAUCUUUCAUAUGAUAAAUUGGUUCUGGCAAUAGGCGCAGAUCCGGCCUUGCCAGAGAUUGAGGGAAUCAAGGGUACACGCAAUUUCUUCACCUUGCGCAAGCAAAAGGAUCUACAAGCAAUCAAAGCCUACAUCUCGAAACAUGAGAGUCGGCGAGCAACCGUAAUCGGAGCAGGAUUCAUCGGACUGAGGGCGGCGGAAAGUCUGUUACGGCUAGGUCUGCAAGUGACUCUUAUUGAGGCGAGUGACCAGAUCCAUCCGGCAUUCGACAAGGACAUUGCGCACUACUUGCAGACAGAACUGAGUUCCAAUAAAGUGCAACUAUACCUCGGGACAACAGUGCAGAAACUCGUAAUGAUUGACGCGGAUGAUGAUUGCUCUCAUCUUCAGUUGGAUGAUGGCUCUGUUGUAGCCACUGAUCUGGUUGUUGCUGCUAUUGGCCUCAAUCCGAGAGUCAGCAUUGCUCGAGCCGCCGGGUUGGCUGCCAAACGAGGCGUCACUGUUAAUACUUUUAUGCAAACUAGUGAUCCGGAUAUCUAUGCAAUAGGGGAUAUGGUUGAAACGGAGAAUAGACUCGCGCACAGCCCGGGAAUCUUGGCCCUCGGAGGACCAGGUAGUCGACAAGGACGCCUAGCAGCAAAUCAUAUCUAUGGACAAGCUAGUGCUUAUGCAGGAAAUGUGGGAACCUUCAUUUCCAAAGUCUUCAACCUCACUGUCGCCAUGACAGGAAUGUCUGUGAAAGCCCUUCGGCAUAUCGGAUACAAUCCGCAAUGGGUGACUGUCCAUACGCCAGAUCAUGAAGGCUAUUAUCCUGCAUCGAGCUUACUUACUCUACGCAUCAUCUUUGAACCGUACACGGGACGCCUGCUCGGGGCUCAAGCCGUCGGCAAGUACGGCGUUGACAAGCGCAUUGACGUACUCUCAACCGCACUUCAGGCUGGCAUGUCCGUGUUUGACCUAGAGCAGCUCGAACUCUCCUAUGCGCCGCAGUACGGUACUGCAAGGGAUCCCGUGAAUGUAGCUGGCUGUGCCGCCGGUAAUAUUUUACGACAAGAAGUUCGCACUUUGCAUCCGAAUGAGCUCGUCGGUCAUACAUCAGAAUGGCAAAUCAUCGACGUCCGCACAGCAGAGAACUAUACUCAGAGCAAUAUUCCGUCAUCGCGAAACAUUCCCCUGGACACGCUGCGAGAAAACCUAGAUAACAUUGACAAAGAGCAUCCCGUCCUAGUCUACUCCCGAGUAGGCUACCACGGAUAUAUUGCUCAUCGGAUAUUGAAACAACUUGGAUACGAGGUCGCUAAUCUCGAUGGUGGAUGGAAACUGUGGGUCCCUAAGUUUGUAGCCUGCAAGGCGACACUGUGUCAAAAUCCAUAG
Molecule: messenger RNA, 1698 nt
Organism: Talaromyces stipitatus ATCC 10500
Lineage: Eukaryota; Fungi; Ascomycota; Eurotiomycetes; Eurotiales; Trichocomaceae
Product: pyridine nucleotide-disulfide oxidoreductase, putative
Exons: 2
Coding region: 1-1698 (565 amino acids)
Molecular function (GO): oxidoreductase activity; flavin adenine dinucleotide binding
Source: RefSeq, a predicted model, not a curated record